This is a messenger RNA of Paramuricea clavata, 10575 nucleotides long. The record is from the annotation of a GenBank genome assembly. Lineage: Eukaryota; Metazoa; Cnidaria; Anthozoa; Malacalcyonacea; Plexauridae.
CAGAUCUGUUACACUGCAGCUUAAAGGGUUAAUUAAACACAUAAUAAUUUCAAUUAUUGUAGGUACAAAAUAACAAGCCAUGGAAUCCGGAUACCAUAGAAGGUACCGCACCGAAACAAAAUCAAGAUUCCUUUAUGUACAGAAAUCAAAAUGGAGUGAAAUCUAUCCUGCUUGAUGAUGAUAACUGCGACUGUUUGUCUUCUCUCAGUUUCGGACAUGGCAUGUGUGGUUCAGGUCAGUAAAGCCUUGGGAAACUGGGAAACAUUGCUGUAAAAACAUUGUUGUUGAAACUUUAAUAGUUAUUUUUAACGUAGACCAAUGCGAAACACAGUUAAAUUGAAUUCACCACCCAACAUUUCGGAAAUCCAAUUUCGUGUCAAGGAUUAUCUGAGGUUGCAACAGCUAGGUUACAGAAAGUUCGUUGAGUAGGGCGAUAUUUCUAGGAAAUUCCCCGAUGAACGGGUAGGGAUAAAUAUGCGGAAGAAUUGUUCCUAGUUUUCGGAUUGCUCACAUCUGACACAUGGGACUUGAAUUCCGUCAAAAUAAAAACAUUAAAAUAAUGGCAAUAAAAUUCUUUAAAAGGCUGUAAAUAAGUAACAUAAUUUAAGCAGUCUGACAUGUUGAGCAGAAGCAAAAGUCCUCGAUCCUUGUCUGUUCCGACAAGUUUCAGAAAGUUAAACUGGCCAUGCAUGUUGGGAAAAGCGCCAGGAGUUCCUGGCCCUUCCACUCUUAUUUUUUCUAGAUGUCCAAUGGAGAGCUACACACGUAAAUAUCUCACAAAUUGUCAACAAGAUGUGUUCGCAACACGCUUGUAGCAAGCUUGUCAACAAGCCGUUGACAACUUAUCAAAAAGAUGGGAACAAGCAGUGCGAACACAUCCUGUUAACAAGUUGUUGGAACAGCAUUGCUACAAUCUGCUGCAGGCUUGUUACAACUUGUGCGUUUUUACGUGUGUACUGUAUAUGUGUUUUUAAAGACUGGUUUACACUGUCAAAGUUUUUGUGAUUACAGUAGAUUAAGUUUUGAAGAAGACAUUUCCUCAAACAAUUCUUACAAAUCAGUGUUAGACAAUAAGUCAGCUCCUUCAAACAAUUCUUAGAAAUCCUUCAAAACUCAAAAUUUACCUAUGAAAAAUUCCUACUGUGAUCACAGAAACUUUCGUAGUUUUAAGACGCUUUAUAUUCACCAUUAUUAAUUUUUUUGGCAGCUCAUAAUCCAAAAUUCAGUAAAGCUGGUGCGUUUGGAGCAGAGGCAUUGUAUGAUCCUGGUUGCCACGGCCCGCGCCCUACCAUUGGACUAACCUUAUACUUCCGACAACAAAAACAACUCCGGCUGUCCGAGUACGGCGGACACUGGACUGCAUUUUGGUGGUGGACGCCUGGCGCCACGUGGCCGACACAUGAAAAAGAUGUGUUACAACAUGCAUACGGCACGUGCUCACAGUAUAACUAUUACUGCUUUCAGAGAUUACCAACCUGGACGCAAGAAGACUUUACCGAACUUUUGGCAAUCGAUUCACAAGGAACAGUCUAUCAAUGGAAAUUUGAUUCAAAAAACCCCACAGCUCACGCAGCUUGGAUAGCCCUACAUGAUCAUAUAGGUACACCGUUCAGAAAGGUAAUGUGUUAGCAGGAAACUCUGGUGAAUGUUAAUGAAUUACCCAAUUAAACUUACAGAGCAAAGUUGUCUAUAAACUGAGAAAGGUCAUUCAAUUCCCUUAGAUCUUUUCCUCCUCUGCUAAGCCGCUAAGCUUGAUCUUGAAUGAUCGCCGGGAGACUUAACAGAUGUGUCGUUGGUUAUAUUCUUGGACUAUAAUUGAGAAAACAUAAUAAUAUAACUCCGCCACCAAUGAAAGCAACUGAUUGAACUUUCUAUGUAGCUUUCUGGUUGGCAUAUAUAAUCAGCAUUGCUAAACCUAUCUUAUUUGUCCACCACUAUCGUAAUAUAUCAACCAUUUUAUCCGUAUUUAACAUUACAUUUUGUAUGUUGUAGAUAAGAGAUUCAAAACCUUGGAACCCAAAAGCUUUGGUUGGAAAACCACCACAAGAAAAUCAGGAUUCCUUUAUGUAUCGUGAUGUGAAGGGACUGAAGUCAUUUCUUUUGGAUAAUGAUAAUGGAGAUUAUUACGCUACACUCAGCAUGGGUUAUGCCAUGGAUCAAGACCGUCCAUUCAAGGGACUUGGAGUGGAUUAUCUUUACGACAUUAAAGGAAUACCUGACGUGAGCAAAGGACUAACACUAUACUUCAGAGCUGAUCACAAAAGAAGUGUUAGUAAGUACGGUCCAGGAUGGCGCCCAUUUUGGUGGUUUUCAGCUGGUGCAACAUGGCCAAAAUGUAGAACACCUGAAGUCACUGACGUCCUACGGGAUCCUUAUGGAACAUGCCAUGAUAGGUAGGUGCAGUUUGUAGAUACAGUAGGCAAUGCAAGCAGGUGGAUAUAAUGGUGAGUAGCAAGCUGUUUUCCACAAGCGGUGUAAGAAUAUAAAUGUUGUAAUUAUAAGAUACGAUGUUAAUUAAAUAACAUCAUUUAUUUUUUAUCAGUGAAAAUGAAGCAAUCUGAUUGGCCGAGGAGCCUUUCAGAGAGGACCGGUUUUUUGCGCUCUGAAACGCAACUGCCCGCUGUGAAAUGUAACUGCCCGCUGUGAAAUGCAACUGCCCGCUCUGGUUUUCGUGCCAAAAACUGCAUGAGGAGUGAAACACUUUUUAAACGAAAAAUCUGCAAAACAUAGCCUAACAAUAGUCAGAAUACGAAAAUGAAUUGCAUCAAGCCCUAAAGGCUUCAUACUAAGCACGAUGUUCACACGAAUUGACAAUAUUUUGAUAAAAAUGCGACAGAAAGUCGGAAGUUAUUUGACAUGUAUAAAACUUAAUAUACGUCGAGAAAACUAUAUAUUUUUUAAAUGCUCAUGUAUUGGGCCAUGCACUUAAAAGCGAAAAAAUUUCAGCUUCAACUGAUAUAUACACUAUGAUUGCAAAAUUAAUGUUUUCCCAUUUAAAAGAAGGUUUAACUGCAGCAGUGAAAACAAAUUACGAAUAUAUUCUCUACCCAUUUCUGUCAUGCAUUUUUCACUGAUAUAAAUAUCGAGGGGCAUUUCACUCCAAAAAAGCGUACGGGAUUUUCGGAUUUUUUAAAAUUCGCGGAUUUUUUAGCGGGUUUUUCCCGGAUUUUUUAGCGGAUUUUUGAAGAGAAAAUCUCUUGGAUUUUCCGGAUUUGUUUGGAUUUUCCGGAUUUGUUCGGAUUUUUUGACGAAGCGUACGGGAUUUUCGGAUUUUUAAAAAUCCGCGGAUUUUUCCCGGAUUUUUAGCGGAUUUUUGAAGACAAAAUCUGCUGGAUUUUCCGGAUAUGUUCGGAUUUUUUGACGAAGUGUACGGGAUUUUUGGAGUGAAAUGCCCCUCGAUAAAUAUUGUUUACAAAGUAAAAGUUUGUGUUUAAAAACACUUUUUUCAAGCAUAUUAUCGUGAAACGACAAGUAAAAAUACAAAAAUAUAAAAGUAACAUACCUUUAUCAUUGUCUUUUUAGUAGAAAAACGUCGAUUAAAUCAAAACUGAUUGAUUUUUAUAUGUUUUUGAUGGAUCUGAACAUGAAUCUGUCGUUGUCAGGAGCAACUGAUUUUGUCAAAGCCAAAGCGCCAGGCAUAAAUAAAAGUUUUUAUUCCAAAGCUUCUCUGCUACUAUAUUCACGAAAAAAUCAGGGCAUUUUUACUAGCUGAAACUAUACGUCUUUUUGUGUGUUUCUUGCCAGUUUUCUCUAGUUUUCGUAUUCGUGUUUUAUAUCUUUCAACUUUUCAAUUUUUGUCAGCCUCGCUUUGAAAAUACACAACUUCUCUGAUCUCAAAUUAGUUCGCAAGCAACACUGGAAUUUUAAUGAAUUUAAUUUUUACAUCUGAUAAAAAUAAACACGUUAUUUACCGGCAGCGUCGGUCCGGAUGAGAAAAACUGUGCCCUCGGUCUUGAAAACGUCCCUCGCCCUUCGGGCUCGGGCAGUUUUCAAGACCUCGGACACAGUUUUUCUCAUCCGGACCUCGCAGCCGGUAAAUAACAUAUAUAUCUUGCUGGAAGAUCCUCAUUAUUUAAUGUGGUGGUUUUGGAGUCGAAUAUUUCAAGAAUACGUAAUGAAAAAUAAAUAUUAUUGCCUGGAAGAUCGUGUUUAGAUGUUAAUUCUCAUUCUAAUGUAUUAUUUAUAGUGUGUACUUUCAAAGAAAUCCAUAACCCAUACUGAGAUAGAGAAGCACACAAUUUCUGCGAAGUGUUAUUAUUUUUGUAAUCAUAGUUACCAGAAUUCCGACAUUAAAUCAUAAUUAAGGCUGUACCACAAGAAACUAUUAGAAGAAGCCAAAUUUAUUAAAAUUAUUAGGAGAAACCAAAAUUGAGCAGCCAGUCAAGCGGAUCGACUUCUAAAAUUGGAAUUAUGUAAAAUGUUCGUAGGUAAUUAGAUAUGGGCGUCAAUACAGUAUUACACGAAUCAUAGUCCGUCAAGAUAUGAUGCUCUGAAAACCCGGCAAACUUCAAAGAUACGAAAUAGAAGGCCUUUUUAUGUUGAACUGUACGGCACCGUGCACAAAUCCUUUGGCUCAACUUCAUUAAGUAUUAUUCGUCAUGGUUGCAGGUUUCCUCUCAGAUAUCUUUAUUGGACGAUUAUUUCAUUGUACUAAAAUAUAUGAGCUCAAUCACCUUGACCGUGCACAAAUUAACAUAACCUCAAACUAAAACAUAAUACACUGAUUUCUGUUAAGUUUCAUGCAGAACAUUAUUAUCGUGAUAGACUUUCAUAUAUCGCGAAAUAAUGUUCUUUAUCUCAUUUUAUGGCAGCGAUGCUUAUUGUUUCCAACGACUACCAGCAUGGGCAUACGAGGACAAGACGGAGAUACUAGCUACGGAUACUGCUGGAAAUGUUUAUAAAUGGAAAUUCAACUCUGGAGCUGCGACUUCGCAUGCAGCUUGGCAGGCGUUUCACAGCCAUAUUGAUACAGCCGCUGCCUCUGUUAAAAAUGCGUCACCCUGGAACCCAGUUGUUCUUAAAGGAAACUCUAUAAGUAUAAAUCAAGACUCAUUCAUGUAUCGCACUCAAGGAUCUACUAAAUCCGUGCUGCUUGAUGAUGAUAACUGUGACUGUUUAUCUACUUUAAAUAUCGGAGGAUCAUUGUGCGGUGCAGGUGCUGGGAAAGGGAACGACUACGGUGUGGACAAUCUUUAUGACCCAACCUGUGGUGUUCCUAAGCCUUCCAAUGGACUUCGCUUAUAUUAUCGAACUGAAAACGAAAUGUCAUUUACGGCAUAUGGCAUGGAAUGGACGGCGUUUUGGUGGUGGACAAAAGAUGCAACGUGGCCGAAAACCGAAAACGACGUCUUAGGGUACGAAUAUGGACAUUGCAAAGAAUACGACGUGUAUUGCUUCCAGCGAUUACCAAAAUGGGCAGUAGAAGAUUUUACGCAUCUUUUAGCAGUAGAUACCGCUGGUAAUACUUACCUGUGGAAAUUCAGUUCCAGUAAUCCAACAGCACACGCGGCCUGGCAAGCACUUCAUGAUCAUCAAAUUACAUUGGCAACUAAAAUCCAAAAUAAUAGAGCAUGGAACCCUCAAGUGAAGAAAGGGAUAAAACCGAAGAAGGUGAGUACAAAGAGUUUACUUCCUUUAACUUAUUUAAACGAAGGGAUUAUAGAAAUUGAGGUCAGUCCAUGUGGGAUUCUAAAUUUCCUGCGUUUUGUGAAACAUGUGGCGGAAUUUGUAAAACAUUUGGGUAAGAGCGCUUUUUCCUCGAUCACUCGUUGAAAAUUGGGCUCUGGAUGAGACAACCAGAUAGAGAUCCUAUAAUAGUAAAUACAACAAAUUGCCCAGCCAAAGUUUUGUGAAUUUGGUCGGAAAUUACAUCCAAUAUGUGCUGCAGCACCGCUGACUCACCACCAAUCAUUUUAAGUCGAGCAGAUUAUUCGGAAAUCGGGCAAUUAGUGAAAAGGACGAUAAAAUAGUUGAUGUAAAAGUUUGGAACAUGUCAUAACUGAGAAUUUUUCGCAGCCCCCCCCCACCUCCGCCCCCACCCCCUCCUGCAACCCCUGCAGCCGACAUUAAUUUGGGAAACGUUAUUACGGAAACGUUUUUGUGUUGGACAGGCAAUCUCCAUCAACGUUGGGCAAGCUUUGUACUCUAUGAUUAUUUGAAUAUGUGCAUAAUAUUGUGCAAUGUUGCAAAUAAAUGACAAAAGGGCAUGAUAUGUUAAUAACUGGCCUUCGAAUUUCUUCUAUACUUCUUUAUUUUGCAACUGUUUAUUUAAUAUGCUAUACUUAUUAAAACGUUCGUCCGCGCUUCCAGUCGCAACGGACACUGGCGCGGAUAAGUAGUGCGGAUUUCGGUUACAAAUAAUCAGUUGUAAAGCCGUAAUGGAUCUCAGAAAAGAAACAGGACAUAGUGCUUUCUCUUCGUAUUUUAUAUCAAGCACUUAAAGAGACGAUACGUUUUCUUUUUAAACCCAUCAAGGGAACUAUUAUAAUAAUAAUUUAAUAAUAAUAAUUUAAUAAAAUACCGAUGUGUAACCUAUUAGGUUAAAUUACAUCAGUAAAAAGUCUCAUUAUACUACAAUAGAAUAUCUAGAUGCAUAAAAUUAUUCAUAACUUCAGUUGAAAAAGUUAUAGAGUUCAAAUUUUAAAAUAUUAAAAAUAUUAAAAUUAUGGUCUAUUCAUAUGUGAAACCAUCUGUGGAAAAAAAGAUUUCAUAAAUCUGUCCGUUUUACAACUAUAGUUAUUAUAAUCGCUUCCAUAACGUGUAUUAUAAGUUAUGUUGAAGUUUAGGCGGUAAGAGGUCACCCAAUUUGUCUCCAUGUGCAUUUUUAACAAAAAAACGUUCGCAUAAUAAUCGCCGCCGAUCUUUCAGUAAGGGUAUACCAGCAAUACUGCAAGCUUCUCUAUAAGUAGCGAAUGGCAAGACAAUACGCAGAGCCCGCUUCUGGAGUUUUUCGAUAUCUUCACUUAGGUAUUCUGUAAUAUUGAAGUGCCAAACUUGGCAGGCAUAUUCGAGUACUGGUCUGAUAAUGGUGCAGUAUACCAAAAUUUGAAUGCUAUUGUCGGCAUUUGAUCGUUUUAACAACCUUAGCAUAUAAAGGCGUUUUCCCGCUUUUUUAACAAUAUGGUUCACAUUGCUUGAACUAUUGCAGGCUUCGGCACGUUUUGUAAUAUUUCAAUCUAAUUCUCGUCCCGCGUUAGGAGCCAAUGCAAGAUUCUUUACACCCGGGUUUAUUUUGAGAAAAAUUUAGAACUGCACAUAUUAGGGAUGUUACGAAGCGUCCGUGUUUGACUUGGGGGGGGGGGGUCAAAGGAUUUUUAUCUAUAUUUAAUGCUGCAAAUUUAUAGCUAACGUUGUAAAUUAUGAUAGACUUUUAAUUUGUAUAUAGGUGGCACAAAUGGAUGGGGAGCUACAGGUAGUGGGUGUCCGCCAAAUUUUGAAUUUAGAGGCUCGUACGUUCUGGCAAAGAUUUGUUUAAAUAAAAUUACUGACAUUAAUCUCAGGCGUGGAUCGAGUCAGCCACAUAAAAUUACUUCUAAGUUACAGAGUAACAAUUAAAAGUUGUUUAAAAUGUUUUUAUUCAAUUCGACAUUUGAAAUAACAGCCAAAAAACGAGUUUCGGGUUCGUAUUGAUCACUGGUUGUCAAAAUGCAAAACGAUGCAUAUCCUCAAUAAGCCAAGAUGGCGAAUAGCGCAUAGUUUUUUAAUUUUGGUUAAGAUAUUCCUAGUAUCAAGCAAGAUAUGAAAUAUUUUCAACAAAAAUUUAUCGUUCUUUCAAAUAUUAAAGACAAUAAAAAUUUUUAUUGCCAUUGUCCUUCAACUAGUUUUUAUUAUGUUUUGCAACAUUUAUUUUAUUUCAGGAUCAAGACUCGUUUAUGUACCGUGACCAACAAGGUGUAAAAUCAUUCUUACUGGAUGACGAUAACUGUGACUGUCUCUCUACUUUAAGCAUGGGACACGGGUUGUGUGGAACAACAUUUAGUACUUCAUAUGGACCAGUGAAAAGGUUUGUCGCUAAUUUAUUUUUUUAUGUGUCAUUGUUACUCGAUAUACGAGUUGAGAUGUUACUGUCUAAAUACAAUAUCCUUCCCACUUCCGAUCCUCUAUAGUGCACUCUGUUUUGCAUUUUUGUAAACAUAGCCGAAAAAUUUAUCAUUUUUUAACGUACGAUAUCGCAAAUAUAAUAUUGAUCAUAUAAAAUUACAAAACUAAAGUUUAGAGAUCUCUUAUCCCCAUAAUUUAUUAUAUGAGAAUGACGUGAUUUUACCAAAUUAGGUCAUGAGAAAACGGAAAAUCUGAGAGCCGAUUACACGGUAAAAAUCCGUAUUGCCCUUGUCUAAACAGGUUUUUCCAGGUUAGGACGAGGCAAAAAUCCGACUUUUGAGUGAAGAACACACUACGGAAAAAACACAAGGUCAAAGGCGACUCCUGACUCGAAUAUAAUGUCAAGUUGUGAGCAUUUAAACAGUAAUAAAAUAAAUUUGUUGAGGAAAACAGCAUCAAAAAAGCCUUAAACAAACUCAACCUUCCAAAUGUCAAGAAGUAGUUUUUCAACGAAAACAAUUUAUAUGACAACAAACUUGCACAUUUUUGAAAAAAUUGGCAAAUUUGGACUUGAAAUAUUAGGCUCGUACAAAGCUUCAGUCAUUGUUGCGCCUUAAACUGCAUUUCUCGCUGCAGAAUCGCCAAUUUGAAAGCAUAUUAUACAACGUUGAAUAGUUGAAGAAAUCUGUGUUUAGGUACUAUUUCUUUACCUAGCUAAUUCACCUUUUUAACAACUUUUUAAUAUAUCUCGUAUAAUCAACUCAAAUUAAAACAACGGUCUUGUUUGUGGCAGAUAAAAAUGAUUUAGUUGGUUAAAAAACUUGAUUGACAGGUUCUCUUUGUUCGUGAUAUUUUAUCCAAUCAAAUUCAAGAACCAAGACGUCAGUGACGAGUUGUUCCCAAUUUGGUAUCCAACGUUGUAACCUGUUUCAAGAUGUUUGUUUUCAUUGCAUCUGGAAAUCUAAAAUUUUUAGACGUUUACAGCGAUAAACGGCUAAAAAUUACAAAUUCUUCAAAAAAGGCAUGGAAAUUUUUCAGGUUUGUCAUAUAACAAAAAUUCGAAUAAUGUCUAACAUUUCUCCUGAAGGGCUCGAACUGCUCAGAAAUGAAUCACACUAUUAAUGGGUAUCAUUAUUCACACAUUGUACCCCAUUUCUGCCCGGAUUUCAGCUUUUCACAAGGCCAGCCCUUUUUCCCAUUGAGUGGGGGAUACCCAGAGCCUCCUUGCCCACUCCCUCUUGGCUACGCCACUGAUUAAUAGAAGAUUAAUAGAUGAUUAAUAGAAGCGGCACAUACAGUUGAAAUAAAGGCGUCGCUUGCAUAACACCAACAAGGCCGGCGAGAGGGGGGGGGGGGCAAAAUACCGGGGACCGGAGUGCUCAGAGGGGCCCGGAAAUCCGUUAAAAUGUUCGUAUUGUUUAUUAUCGCUUUAUGUUUGUCCUAAAUGAAAUACGCCUACUUGCACAUUGUCCGCUGAUCGUCGUGAUCGAUCGUAAAACGUACCAAAUGUGAAAUAAUUAUUAAGUUUCUUUAACGAGUUUCUGGAAACGUAAUAAUCACAUAAUUAUUAAAUGCAAUAUUCUCUCUCAGGUAUGGUGUUGAUGCGUUGUAUGAUGAUCAUUGCAAUACACCUCGUCCUUCGGUUGGUUUGACACUUUACUUCUCGACAUCUCGUCCCAUGACCCUGUGCACGCAUGGUGGAAAUUGGCUUGCUUUCUGGUGGUGGUCUGCCAAUGCUAAGUGGCCAGCUGCUUCGAAUGAGAAUGACGUCAUUGGUCAUGCAUAUGGCACAUGUGGCCCACGCGAUCACUACUGUUUUGGAAGAUUGCCAUCAUGGGCUCGAGAAGAUUCAACUGAGAUGUUGGCGGUAGAUUCCGCUGGAAACACAUACAAAUGGAAGUUUGAUUCCACAAAUCCGACAGCUCACGCUGUUUGGCGAGCCUUCCACGAUCACGUUACGACACCCGCCGGCAAAGUGACAAAUAGCAAGCCAUGGAACCCGGUGACCCUUUCUGGAACCGCUCCAAAAGCACAACAAGAUUCCUUCAUGUACCGUGAACAAAAUGGAGUAAAGUCAAUCCUUCUUGAUGAUGAUAAUUGUGAUUGUUUAACAACUUUGAAUAUCGGCCAUGGCAUGUGCCGUGCAUCCCACGACACCACCUUUGGUCCGGCAAACCAAUAUGGCGUUGACACUCUGUAUGACAAUCAUUGUCAAGUACCUCGCCCCGGUAUUGGCCUGUCUCUUUAUUUCCGCGCAAAUUGAGUAAGCCUGAAACUUUUUUUCUUAUACAUUGCGAACUAGAUAAUAAUCAUUACGUUGGUAUGAUCUAUAUAGAAUAGCUUUUGUAUACUCGUAUGUGAUACGCGCGAAGUAUUGAAAUCUUCCAAUUUGUAAAGCCGUAGCCUUAGCUCUUUAUUUUCGCACAAUCUACAACUUAACUGAUAAUUCAUCUUACAUUUUUAGAGCAGUUUGAACAUAGAACUGUAACACAUGUAGCCAUCGUUAUUUGUUAAUAUAUAUGGUUAUAAGAAAAC